Molecule: messenger RNA, 1235 nt
Organism: Mycotypha africana
Lineage: Eukaryota; Fungi; Mucoromycota; Mucoromycetes; Mucorales; Mycotyphaceae
Exons: 3
Coding region: 57-1175 (372 amino acids)
Source: RefSeq, a predicted model, not a curated record
GUUCACAACGUUUUCAAUAUAAAGCUUUUUAUUGAUUGUAUUUUUGGCCCUUAACAAUGAGUGCACAGGCAUUCUACGAAAAAGCACUCCGUUGUUAUCUUUUGACAAAAUAUACUCCGGCAGUGAAUAACUGCCUUAAGGCAAUCUCCUAUUCAAAAAAUGAAACAGUAGACAGCAGCCUGUUGUCCAACAUUUGGACAUUGUACAUUAACAUUGCAACGACCUUGCUCAGCUUCACCGCGCCAGCAAAUGAAACUCUUUUAAAGAAGCUACUACACCUUAAAGAAUAUCAUUCUUCCAAGCAAGAAACUUGCUAUUUUAUUUGGAAGAAUGUGGCUGAUGAAGGCUUUCAAGGCGAUGUCAGUCAGAUCUCAUCAACACUUAUUUCUGUAUGUCUAGCUAUGGCGUUGAAUUUGCAGCAACCCUCCUUAGCCAGCAAUAUCGCUGAAGAAUGGUUUUCAGCUUUACCAGAUCAUGUCUUGCAGGAAAUUGCUGAAGGGAAUGAUAGAGCAGGAUACAAUGAUAUUGUUGAUCAAUACAUUGUCAAUAUUUUGCCCAUAAUGGAUGAUUUUGACUCUGCCUUAACAUUUCUUGAGUACAAUACAAUUAUACCAGAUGCAAGAAAAAAGGUUUUACAAAAAUCAGUACUGGAAAAGAAACAGACAGUGGAGUUUGAAAGAGAAAAGAAGACCAAGUUAGAAGAAGAAGCAAGGAAAUUAGCAAUAGAAGAAAAGAGAAAAGCGGAAGAAGAAAAACUCAGGAAAGAGGCAGAAUCUAAGAGGAUGAAAGAAAGAGAAGAAGAAGAAGCACGCUUGAAAGAGCAAGUAUCAGUUGAACAAAGACAGAAAGAAAUAGCAGCAGAGGAAGAAUCUAGCUCAAAAGUGUCUUCACUACAUAAAUCAUUUGAUCAACUUCAGCUAAGCAAUGACAGGAGCAGUUAUACUAUCUCUAGUAGUAGCAGUCACCGAAAUAAUGGUUCCACUUUAGUGCAGAAGUGGAUAAAAAGGUUUUCCAAUGCGCAAAUCUCCAAGACAACGGGUGGUAUAUUAAUAUUCAUCUUUGCCCUGUUUGCACUGCUGAGCGGACAACGUGGGAGACUGUCUGUAGCUCUACAGCAUUUAAUGCAUAAGCUUUGGGAGACUGUGAAAAUGGGAACCAAAGUGACCUAUAUAUAAAUCGUUCAAAAUUAGAAUAAAAUACCACAACAGCUAUCUGAUGCUUUUUGGCUUUUACCC